ACAACAUUUACGAUAUGAUAAAUUUUAACAACAUUCCAUCUCUUAUGUUUAUACUUUAUAGAAAGUGUUAUUUCAAUAUUUACGAUAUGAUGUCCUACAUGAUAACUUCAUUGGGGCUAUUUGUCUCAAGGACAUCAUCACAAGCCAAAUCUCUCUAUAGAUUAUGUAGGGACUUGAAGAUGUGAACCUAAAGAACCAUCUCUAUCACUGAUUAAGUAGUAACUUCUUCUCAGUGAUAUUUAAAAGAGAGGACCACAUGACUUGAUCAUAUACAGACAAAGUCACAAAAACCUUCAACAUUUUCUGUGGCAGGAAUUGAAAAUUGACAAGUUAUAAUGUCUUAUCUAACUAACAAGUGGUCAUGUUGAUUUGUGUCUUCACAUCAGAAAUGAUGAAGUUGAUCACUAGCGGUCCCUUACAUACCAUGCCGUGGUCCGGCAAAGCCAUGUGCUGGUUGGUGUUAAUUUAUGAACUGAAACUUGUCUAACCAAAAUAAAACGUUAUCUUCAAACAAUGCCCUUAUCUAUAUAUACUGGACUCAUCAUUAGGUCCUUUUUAUGCUCUUCAAGUUCUCACAUUCAGCAGUAAAGAAUUAAACUUACAAUUCAAGAAACACACAAAGACAAUCCAUGGCGAUCAGGGUACCUCGCGUGUUACAAUCAUCAAAGCAGAUUCUCCGUCAAGCAAAACUGUUCUCUUCUUCUUCCUCUAGCUCUAUUGAUGUUCCAAAAGGCUACUUAGCGGUUUACAUAGGAGAAAGGAAGAUGAAGAGAUUUGUAGUUCCCAUUUCGUACUUGAAGGAACCUUCAUUUCAAAAUCUACUAAGAAGGGCAGAGGAAGAAUAUGGAUAUGAUCAUCCAAUGGGUGGCCUCACAAUUCCUUGCAGUGAAGAAACCUUUAUCAACCUUGCUUCUCGCCUCAACUGAUCGAUCAUGCAUGGCUCACUCGAAUAACCUUUUUUCAUUAUUGAUUUGUACAUUUUUUUCUAUUCCGAAUUAGUUUUCUUCAAGAGAUGAGAUGAGGAUGACAUCUCUCCUUGAAAGUGAAACAGAGACAUUGUAACACUCUUUUUUCCUCACUUAAAAAGUGAGUUGAUUCAAAUAUAUUAAACCCCAUGCAUGAUU
Brassica napus (rape) is the source of this 1124-nucleotide messenger RNA. RefSeq names its product auxin-induced protein X15-like. Bases 630 to 926 code for a protein of 98 amino acids. The transcript has a single exon. Gene Ontology annotation, biological process: response to auxin. The record is from RefSeq and is a predicted model, not a curated record. Lineage: Eukaryota; Viridiplantae; Streptophyta; Magnoliopsida; Brassicales; Brassicaceae.